UCAAUAUCGGUCACUACUGCCAUUGCUUCUGCGAUUGCAUCUACUCAGCGCUUUCACUGCAUUCUUCAAGACAUCUUGCACAGAAGAAGAUUUCUUCUGGAUGAGAUGGAGCUUCGACGGUCUUCGAGGAUUCGGCGUCGCCCUGCCUGGCACGCCGACUACGUGAUGGACUUCCCGGUGCGACAGUCCAUCAGGCAGCAGAGGGUGGGGGCUGGAGAUGCUCUCCAAGAGACAGAGGACAUGGCACUGCCUUCUUCACAGCCUGCUCUUGAUCUUCCUGAGGAGGAGCUUGAACAAACUGAAGAGGUGGCAUCGCCAUCUUGUCAGUCUGUGAUAGUUCACCCUCAGGAGGAUCCUGUACAGGAUGAGGGGAUUGCAGCGCCAGCUCCCAAGCCUGUGAUUGAUCUUCCAGAGAUGGAGCUUGAACAAACGGAAGGGAUGGCAGUGCCAUCCUCUCAGUUUGUAAUAGCUCCCUCUCAGAAAGAUCAUGGUCUUGCAUGGGCCUGGGAGAUGGUAUCGCUAUCUCCUCUGGCUGCUGGAGGUCAUCCUUCCUGGCUUCCAUUUCGAUGCUGGCCUCCGCUGGAAGUGAUUCCCCAGGAUCAGCCACCACCAGAGGGUAAAUCAGUAAGUCAGUCAGUCAGUCAGUCAGAUAGAAUGGCUUCUUUCUCCUGUUUGGAGUGGAUAGUAAGAAUGGCGACUUUUUCCUGUUUGGAGUGGAUGGUUAAGAAUGGCGACUUUCUCCUGUUUGGAGUGGAUAGUGAGAAUGGCAACUUUCUCCUGUCUGGAGUGGAUAGUAAGAAUGGCGACUUUCUCCUGUUUGGAGUGGAUAGUAAGAAUGGCGACUUUCUCCUGUUUGGAGUGGAUAGUAAGAAUGGCACUUUCUCCUGUUUGGAGUGGAUAGUAAGAAUGGCGACUUUCUCCUGUUUGGAGUGGAUAGUAAGAAUGGCAACUUUCUCCUGUCUGGAGUGGAUAGUAAGAAUGGCACUUUCUCCUGUUUGGAGUGGAUAG
Molecule: messenger RNA, 1008 nt
Organism: Saccostrea cuccullata (small rock oyster)
Lineage: Eukaryota; Metazoa; Mollusca; Bivalvia; Ostreida; Ostreidae
Exons: 3
Coding region: 106-1008 (300 amino acids)
Source: RefSeq, a predicted model, not a curated record